AUGACAAAGAACCAGCGCCACUGUCUUCCACUCUGUUGUAUUCUGCCCGUCCCCCCCUAUCCCCCCCCCUUGUCCCCCCUCAACAGCCCGGUCUCCCCCCCGUCCUCCCUCCCUCCUCCCCCAGCUCUAAACGGGAGCCUGUCCGGACCCCGUGCACGUCAGCGUACCGGGAUUAUGACUCCCACAUUAUCAGGCUCGCCGCAGGUGUCUUUGAAGUCGCCAAUGCCGGGGCCGUCUCACUGCGCUCCGGAGAUGGGCUUCAGCAUGGCCGGCAUCUUAGUCUCCGGCCUGAGAGAGCCUCGCAGUCUCCCACAGAUGAAGGCAUCUCUGAGCUGCUCUGGGGGAGGGAGGGAGGGGGGGAGGAGGGGAGGGAGGGGGGGGGGGGGGGUGUCUAAGCUCGGAGCGCUCAGAGGCUGCUGCUCAGAGCCAAAGCUGAAGGCUGGAGGAGCGGCUGGGAGGAAGCUUAAGCGAAGAGUCCAGGUUAAGAAGCAGCCCCUGUGUGUGUACGAUGGUGUUUACACGGUUCAGGAGGCGUUGCAGCAGCUCGAGUCAGCUCAAAUCGAAAUAAUUCCCUGCAAGAUUUGUGGAGACAAAUCAUCCGGCAUCCAUUAUGGAGUGAUCACGUGUGAAGGCUGUAAGGGCUUUUUCCGCAGAAGUCAACAGAGUAAUGCGGCCUACUCCUGCCCUCGUCAGAAAAACUGCCUGAUCGACCGCACCAGCCGCAACCGCUGCCAGCACUGCCGGCUCCAGAAGUGCCUGGCCGUGGGCAUGUCCCGGGACGCGGUGAAGUUUGGGCGAAUGUCAAAGAAGCAGCGCGACAGCCUGUACGCAGAGGUGCAGAAACACCGGCUGCAGCAACAACAGCGCGACCAUCAGCAGCAGCCGGGGGAGGCGGAGCCUCUCACCCCCAGCUAUGGCCUCUCGGCCAAUGGGCUGACAGAGCUGCACGACGACCUCAGCGGCUACAUGGAUGGCCACACCCCUGACGGCAAACCGGACUCCGCAGUCAGCAGCUUCUACCUGGACAUUCAGCCGUCGCCCGACCAGUCCGGCCUGGACAUCAACGGCAUCAAACCAGAGCCCAUCUGUGACUUUGCCCCUGGCUCCGGCUUCUUCCCCUACUGCUCUUUCUCUAAUGGAGACAGUUCCCCCACCGUGUCCAUGGCUGAACUGGAGCAUUUGGCCCAGAACAUCUCCAAGUCGCACAUGGAAACCUGUCAGUAUCUGCGGGAGGAGCUGCAGCAGAUGACCUGGCAGGCCUUUCUGCAGGAGGAGGUGGAGAGCUACCAGAGCAAGCCCCGGGAAGUCAUGUGGCAGCUGUGUGCUAUCAAAAUAACAGAAGCCAUUCAGUAUGUGGUGGAAUUCGCCAAGCGCAUCGACGGCUUCAUGGAGCUGUGCCAGAAUGAUCAGAUAGUGUUGCUGAAAGCAGGUUCGUUGGAAGUGGUGUUUGUCAGAAUGUGUCGUGCCUUUGACUCACAAAACAACACAGUCUACUUUGAUGGGAAGUACGCUGGACCCGACGUCUUCAAGUCCCUUGGCUGUGACGACUUGAUCAGCUCCGUCUUCGAGUUUGGGAAAAACUUGUGUUCUAUGCACCUGUCUGAGGAUGAGAUGGCCCUGUUCUCCGCCUUCGUGCUGAUGUCUGCUGACCGCUCCUGGCUCCAGGAGAAGGUGAAGGUGGAGAAGCUACAGCAGAAGAUCCAGCUGGCUCUGCAGCACGUCCUGCAGAAAAACCACAGAGAAGACGGUAUCCUCACAAAGUUGAUAUGCAAAGUGUCGACACUGCGAGCGCUUUGCAGCAGGCAUACAGAGAAGCUCACAGCUUUCAAAGCAAUAUACCCAGACAUUGUGCGCGCCCAUUUCCCGCCCUUGUACAAGGAGCUGUUCGGCUCGGACUUUGAGCAAACCAUGCCGGCGGACGGCUAG
Knipowitschia caucasica is the source of this 1926-nucleotide messenger RNA. The record is from the annotation of a GenBank genome assembly. Lineage: Eukaryota; Metazoa; Chordata; Actinopteri; Gobiiformes; Gobiidae.